This is a messenger RNA of Lodderomyces oxycetoniae, 1125 nucleotides long. Its product is annotated as putative RNA methyltransferase. The record is from RefSeq and is a predicted model, not a curated record. Gene Ontology annotation, molecular function: methyltransferase activity. Lineage: Eukaryota; Fungi; Ascomycota; Pichiomycetes; Serinales; Debaryomycetaceae. The coding region runs from base 1 to 1125 and encodes 374 amino acids. The transcript has a single exon.
AUGCCCAAGAUAUAUCUAAGCGCCAUGGUGAUAUCGCUUAUACCGUUAUACUUUUACAUGAGGGACCGGUUUUAUGAGGAUAAGCAAUUGAAGGUCAUUCACGAGAAAUACGAUAAGGAUCCAUCAUCUUUGAGUGAAUAUGAAUAUCUUGCAAUGAAAUCAUUGAAUCCCCAUGAUAAAUUGAGACCCUUGGAACACAAAAAAUACAAGAUUUACCAAUUGAUGAGAAAGGAGUUUAGAAGAAAGAAUCUCCUAAAUGGAGAGAUGUUCAAUCCUACCCCCGAGGAAUUGGAAGAAUGGUACCUGAAACAAGCUAGAUUCAAGAACAGUAAACAAAAAGCUCCCCUCUUAACAAACGUGGACAAGGAGGACAAGACAAAUGAAGGUAAUCAGUCUAUAAUUAAGGCCGAAGAUACUACUGAUUUUUAUAAUGCUAAAGCUAAGGAGUAUGACGAUGCCGUAAAAUGGGAAGAGCGCGGGAUAUUGAUGGGUGGGAAAAGAAGGUGGUUAAUGUCACACAUACGAGGUGACGUGUUGGAAGUAUCGUGUGGUACUGGAAGAAACAUCCCUUACUUGUCAUCCUAUAUUGAUAAAGUCAAGUCUAUAACCUUUCUUGACUCUGCACCACAAAUGGUUGAAAUAACUAGACAAAAAUUUCACGAUGCAUUUCCCAAGUUCAAAAAAGUUGCAUUUACAAAGGGCAAAGCCGAGGAUUUGCUAGAAUUGGCUGGCGACAAUGAAAAUCUUAAAUAUGAUACAAUCGUGGAAGCUUUUGGUUUGUGCUGCCAUGAGGAUCCUGUAAAGGCAUUACAAAAUAUGGCUAAAUUGUUGAAACCUGGUGGAAGAAUUAUCCUUUUGGAGCACGGUAGAUCUAAAUGGCAAUUUGUAAAUAAUCAUCUAGAUUUCAGAAGUGCCAAGAGAUGGGAAACUUGGAAAUGUAGAUGGAAUUUAGAAAUUGGCGAAUUGGUUGAUGAAGCAGGGUUGGAUAUUACAAAGGAGAAAAGAGCACAUUUGAGUACAACUUGGAUGUUAGUGUUGAAAAAACCUGAAGAUCCUAUCCAUCAAGAUGAAAAACCAUUUUUGGAUAAAUUGUUUGGCAAAACACAUAAGCCAAUUGAAAAAUGA